CACAAAAAUUCUAAUCUCUUGCUAUUAAGAAGGUACUCGCAAAAUUAUAAUAAUUUCGCAAAGUAAAUAAACAAACAAAACAAAUAAAUUUUGUUAAAAAAAGUAAAAAAGAAAGAAAUAAUCAAUUUCAUUUCCCACCUGAUAGAAUAGCGAGCAGAAAGCAUUCUUCUGAUAAUAUUAGAAAUAAAUUAAAAUAAACUCAUUCAAUUAACAUAGGAUAAAAAGCAUCAAAUAGCAGAAAUUAAUUAAAUGUCUGAAUCAUCAAAGGAUCACGCUCGCUCAAGUAGUUCAUUGUCAAAUCAAUCAGAUGAUAAAAAUAUUAAUAGCAAAAGAAAACACUCUGAUGACACUUCUACUAAUGCAUCAGGUAGAAAAAAAUAUAAUGUUAUCAAUGAAGAUGUUAGAAAAAAGAUAAUCUAGAAGCUCACUGAGGAGAGUGCGAAUAUCAAAGAGGUAGCCCAAGAAUAUGGAUUGAAGCUAUCAACAUGUAAAGCUAUUUUGCAGGUGUAUUAAAAGGAAGGAAGAAUUGGUAAAAAAGCAACACGUGAUAGAAAAUCUAAAAUUGUUAGCACUAUAUUAGUGACAAGAAUUGACCCUAUGAAUCCAUAAACUUCUACUAUUACUCCAUACAUACAUAUCGCAGAGGCUAAGACUGCAUCCAAAAAGGGAGAUGAAAAUGCUCAAUCAGAUCUUAUAAAGGAAGCCUUAAAAAAUGCCUAAGAGCACGUAAGAAGCGUAAUAUAAAAUAAUUCUCAGGAAAUUUACUUUGGAAAUAAAGUACCCUCUAGUUGCAAGCGUGAUAUAGAAAGUGCCUUUUUAGAAGCAUAAAGAGAUGCGAUAAAGAGUUUACUAAAGAAUAAUCCUUUGCCUUAAUAAGAUUUAUCUAAGGGUCACUCUUCACCUGAAAGCAAUAAUAAGCACGGAACUACUCCAGCAGCUUUCUCUCAUUAUAACUAAUCUAAUCAGAUAAAUAAUUAGCCCUCUUAAAAUCAAUAAACAUCUAGUGGAAAAUCACUAGAAGGUCCACCUUCUAAUUUAAUGAUCUCUCCAACUGGAAAAUCUGGCUUCAAGUAACAUAACAGCAAUUUGACAAACCAAGUAAAUAAUAAUAUUAUUGGACUAAUGAAUCAAUAAGCUGGCUAAGUUAAUUAAAUAAAUAAUGUCGGAGAUCUUUCUAACUAGUAACUUGGGCUUCAGUACGACACUACAAGCUUGUCAAAUAAUUUACAAGACAACAAUGACUAAGUCCUAGGCAUUCAAGAAUCUCAAAAGAAAAUUUAAAGCCAAUCAAAGUUAAGCCAACAUACAAGAAAGAAUCCCCACUAAGCUCAACUUAUUUAACAACAAAACUAGAUGCAGUAGUAGCAAUUGUAAUAAUAAUAGCAAUAAUUUGCUCAUCCAUCCCUUUAAUAACAGCAACAAAAUAAUUAAAAUACCACCAAUUCUUCCUUCAAUAGUUUCUCGAAUCCACCUGCAAGCAACAGUAAUGCAACUUCUGGAGGAUAUACAUAGGCUGAUGCUAAUUUAGUUCUUGAUUAAUAUAAUCAAAGUCUCAAGAACAAUGGGUGGAGCGAUACCUAAAAUUUUAAUAAUUAAUCUCCCUCGAUGUCCACUAUGAAUGCAAGUCCAGCUAUAACUCCAUUCUUGAAUCCUUUCACAUUGAAUUCUCCAUCUCUUUCUAGUGCUCAAAAUAAUUACGCCACUUCCUUCUUAUCUCCUCUCAACUUAGCAUUAAGUAGUAAUUCUGCACCUACAGCUCACAAACCUUCAUAGUUUUCACUAAAUUAGAAUUAUUAAUCAGAAGAAAUCAGCAAAAAGCAAUUCAUUUCAAAAGAUAAUCAGCGAAACAACAGCAAUAAUAUAAUAAUGUUUUUUGAUAAUCCAUUGAAGAGCAUUUUUGAAUGA
Messenger RNA from Tetrahymena thermophila SB210, 1905 nucleotides. RefSeq names its product eukaryotic regulator protein. The transcript is spliced from 5 exons. NCBI's taxonomy places the organism in Eukaryota, Ciliophora, Oligohymenophorea, Hymenostomatida, Tetrahymenidae. The record is from RefSeq and is a predicted model, not a curated record.